AUGUUAACUGCAGAUAUUUCCCUCUCGAGAGCCCGACACAAACGCCGAAACGAAAAGCUUCGACGGCGAAAACGAAAUGCCGAAAUCUUAAGACGGCACCUCGAGGCUGGAGGUACACAUGUUUCAAAACGGGAGAAAAUUCGCAUUGAUAAGGCGAAUCUGCAACUUAAACUAGCUGAAGGAGUCAAAUUUUGCUUUGAUUGUGCGUUUGAAUCUGAAAUGUCUGCAAAAGAACAAAGUAAGUUCGCGCAGCAAUUGUGCCGGGCCUAUGGAGCUAAUAAGAAGGCCACCACAUCCCUAAGUCUCCAUUUGGUCAAUUAUGACUCAAGCGGUCUUCUUGCCGAAUGCUGUCGCAAGAAGUGUAGUGGUUUUCUGAAUUACCAGAUUGGCUUCCAUGCUGGACCACCCACCGAGGUGUUUAAGAGUGAGCGCAUAGUUUAUCUCUCCCCAGAUGCCACCGAUGCUCUUCUUGAUAUUGAUAGUGAAUCCGUCUAUGUUGCUGGCGGACUUGUCGACGAAAAUUUAUUAAAAGGAAAAAGCCUCGACACUGCGGCUAAACUGGGUGUUCCCGCCGUGCGGCUGCCCAUUCAGGAGUUUGCCCCGCCCGACUGGUGUCCUCAAAACAAGAUUAAGUCCUGUGCUCUUCCACUGAACACGGUUGUGGAGAUCUUCCUCGUCUUUCUUCAGCACCGAGACUGGCGAAAGACCUUCGAGCAGUGCUUGCCUCUGCGUUUCCGCAAUCAACGAACCGUAGACACAUCUGCCCUCCCUAACACACCACAUCCACCUCAACCUUGA
This is a messenger RNA of Mesocestoides corti, 798 nucleotides long. NCBI's taxonomy places the organism in Eukaryota, Metazoa, Platyhelminthes, Cestoda, Cyclophyllidea, Mesocestoididae. The record is from the annotation of a GenBank genome assembly.